GCGCGCGCGAGUGUGUGUGUGUGUGUGUGUGUGUGUGUGAGAAAGGGGUGGGGGGAGCCUUACUCUGCCGUUACGUCGUGGAGUAGGAACUGCGCUGCUCAUCCCACGACUGUUCUCUGUUUUACUGUAUUUUACUGUGUUGCUUCGCAGUAGUGGGAGUUUCUUUGUUUUCCCAGCCUCUCCGGUUACUUUGUUUCGCUCUCCCGUUGUAGCGAGGCGCGCGCGCGCUCACGCGCUCUGCUCACGCGCUCCGAGAUCCCGCCCCGUCACGAGUUCGUGCGCCUUCGUUUCGUUUCCAUUCGCUUCGCUUCGCUUCGCUGCUCCGUCCUGCUCGGUCCAGCUGGACGUGGAUGUGUCCGAGCGAAGGGCUCGUGUCAGCGCGCAGUUCGUCCGCGAGCCGUGGAUCCGCUGCGGGUGCGGGAAGGUGCUGCAACAUGGUGCCGCCGCUGGUGCUGCUCUGUCUGUGGACCGUGGGGGCGGCUUCCUCGUCCCCCUCGUCCUCCUCGUCCUUUCUGCCGCUGAGCGACGUGCCCUUCCUCACCGUAUGGAACGCCCCCACCCAGCCCUGCCAGUCCAAGUUCGGCGUGGACCUGGACCUGGGCGUCUUCGACAUCGUUCGGAACCAGAACGAGACCUUCGUCGGGGGUAACGUGACCAUCUUCUACGAGAACAAGCUGGGGCACUACCCCCGCUACACUGAGAAGGGUGUGGCAGUCAACGGCGGGGUUCCCCAGAACGCCAGCCUGCGGCGCCACCUAGAGGGCGCCAAGGCCGACAUCGUGGCCGGCUUGCCGAACGCCGACUUCCGGGGACUGGCCGUGGUCGACUGGGAGAGCUGGCGGCCUCUGUGGCUCCGCAACUGGGACUCGAAGCGUGUGUACCGGGAGGGUUCUCGCGCGCUCGUCCAGGCCCAGCACCCCGACUGGAAGCCCGAGCAGGUGGACGGGGAGGCCCAGAGGUUGUUUGAGAAAGCAGCGCGGGCCUUCAUGGAGGACACCCUGAAGCUGGGCCGCGCUCUGAGGCCGGGGGGGCUCUGGGGCUUUUACGGCUUCCCCUGCUGCUACAACUACCAGUACAGAAACGGCAGUGCCAACUACAGUGGCGCCUGCCCCCUACUGGAGCAGCGGAGGAAUGACCAGCUGGCCUGGCUCUGGAACGUGAGCGACGCCCUCUACCCCGACAUCUACCUGGAGGUGUCGCUGCGCGGCCAGGGGGGCGCCGUCCUCCGCUACGUCCGGCACAGAGUGCUCGAAGCGAUGAGAGCGGCGGGUCACGUGAGCCCCGUGCCCCCCCCGGUGCUGCCCUACGCUCGCAUUGCCUACACCUACUCCUUGGACUUCCUGUCUGAGGAGGACCUGGUGCACACCGUUGGGGAGAGCGCCGCUCUCGGCGCUGCGGGGGUUGUGCUGUGGGGAGACGCAAACUACAGCAAGUCCCAGGCCACCUGCCUCUCUGUGAAGAGCUACAUCGACGGGAUUCUGGGCCGUUACGUGGUCAACGUGACGACCGCCGCCUCCCUGUGCAGCGGGGUGUUGUGCUCGGGCCGGGGGCGCUGCCGCAGGAGGGCCGACUCCCCCGGGGCCUACCUGCAUCUGGACCCCCGCAGCUGGAGCGUGGAGAGGUCCGCCGGGCCCCGCGGGAUCCGCUGGUUCGCCCUCCGGAAGCAGCAAGACCGAGGCCAGUCGAAGGACACGUCGAGCCGCUUCGAGUGCCAGUGCUUCCCGGGCUGGGAAGGCGAGCGAUGCAGCAGGCGGCGGAGCCACUAGAGGACAGCCGGGCGCUCUCAGGUCACCAGACUGCUGCAGGUUCCAGCGACCUUCCGGGCGCCACUUUCCUUCGCACCCGCGGCACGAGGGGGACUGACUACCUCGCCCGUCACUUGUACGCGGACUCCCGCCGUCAAUGCGCUGUGCAAGGGCUCUCUUCCCCCGUGACUCUCGACCGCUGGCCCUGCCAGGUCCCGUCUGCGGGCCCGGUGACCCGAGAGGCAGGAAGUCGACGCGCCGCUUGCAGCGGGCUCUCUAGGGCUGCGCGCCGACGCCGCAGGAAGUGACUUUGUAGGGCCGAGAAGCUGAGCCGCUGCAGUUGGUCACGCCGGAGAUGUUGCGCGAGUUGCGGGCCGCCGCCACUUUGUCUUUAACGUACCGAAGCGAGCGUUUUGGGACCUACGGUUGCAUCGCCCGCAUUGCAGCGUGACGAAUCGAAAGCUGAACUCGUGAACAAAACGUGUGAACCGCUUCAGUCAAGUAGCAGAACUGACCUAGCAGACAUGUCAGUGUGUGGACGCGUCUUCACUUCCUCGUGUGUAAUGAGAGUCGUGCCCUGGAAUUCAGAAUAAAUGCUGACAUCAAUAC
Scleropages formosus (Asian bonytongue) is the source of this 2354-nucleotide messenger RNA. It is a transcript of the gene hyal1, whose product is annotated as hyaluronidase 1. The transcript has 4 exons. The record is from RefSeq and is a predicted model, not a curated record. NCBI's taxonomy places the organism in Eukaryota, Metazoa, Chordata, Actinopteri, Osteoglossiformes, Osteoglossidae. Gene Ontology annotation, biological process: hyaluronan catabolic process; carbohydrate metabolic process. Gene Ontology annotation, molecular function: hyalurononglucosaminidase activity. Gene Ontology annotation, cellular component: cytoplasmic vesicle. Bases 351 to 1766 code for a protein of 471 amino acids.